Molecule: messenger RNA, 1501 nt
Organism: Cantharellus anzutake
Lineage: Eukaryota; Fungi; Basidiomycota; Agaricomycetes; Cantharellales; Hydnaceae
Product: NAD-binding protein
Exons: 6
Coding region: 188-1204 (338 amino acids)
Cellular component (GO): endoplasmic reticulum
Source: RefSeq, a predicted model, not a curated record
CUGAAUUGUUAGGACGUCCUAGGAUGUUCCCAUACAAUAAGAGCCUCUAGGCCCUCAUCAAACAUCCUGAGAACCCCCCUCUAUAGGCCUAGAUAUUGGUUGUCCAAGGUGAUCCCCUCGGCGUGACUUCGCAUUCUACAAUAACACUCGCGAGAAUCCCGAAAGAACACCAGGGUUCCCUGCGUCGAUGACGCCUCCUCCAGUUGUACUCGUCACAGGAAGCUCAACAGGUGGAAUAGGCGCAUCUCUCUCCGAAGCUUUCGCAGCUCGAGGGUGCAUCGUUUAUGCCACAGCAAGGAGACUAGAUUCACUCCAAAGACUGGAACAUUCCAUCCAAGGUGUCACUGGCGAUGAUUCCUCAAAGCCGGUCGCCGGGACAGGUGUCGUGAAGAAGUUUCGGUUGGAUGUCACUUCUGAGGACAGUGUGCAAGAGGCUGUGAAGGAGAUCAUCACUGCAGAAGGUAGAAUUGAUAUUUUGGUGAACAAUGCAGGUAUACAUUGCAUAGGUCCAGUGCUAGAUGUCUCAACGAAAGAAGCCGAAGCGGCCUUCCAAACGAACGUCAUAAGCGUGAUGCGAAUGCAAAGUGCUAUCGUACCCCAUAUGGCAACCCAGAGGAGUGGACUUGUCAUUAACAUAGGCAGCAUCACUGCAAUAGCCCCAAUACCGUUCGCGGGUGUUUAUGCCGCGACGAAGGCUGCAUUACGUUCAAUCACCGAGACUUUAUAUCUCGAAUGCAAGCCUUUCAAUGUAGAUGUAAUGCUGAUCGAAGCAGGCGGCGUACGAAGCAACCUAUCCCAAAACGCGGCUCCAAGGUAUAACAUCCCUGAAAAAUCACUUUACAAAUCAUACCUCUCGAAAAUCAUCGGCAGGAUGCAUGCUUCACAAUCACCAGGUGCGAUGGAUACCGACGAGUUCGCCCGAGCCGUCGUAUCGAAGGCUCUACCCAAGCGAGAAGUCUAUACUCUUGCUGCUGUCACCCCUCUCAAUAAUGAUCCCGGGGCAGCAGCAGGGAUCACUACGAACCCCACUGCCGUUGUAUUUCCCAAACGAUAUGGGACUCCAGCAAGAUAUCUGAGUAUUGGAUCAAGUGCAUUGUCGUUUUGGAUCAUGAGCUGGUUGCCGAGAGGAUUCUUCCUUAAUCUACUUUGGAAAAAGGCACAGGCGUUUAGACCUCCACCUGGCGUUGAAGUUCCAGAGCUAUAGUGCAGACAGACAACCAUCGCUUUUGUUGCCCGUUUCUGUUCAACUCGGGGCGUACCUUGAUUUAUGUUUAGAACAAAACAUUCUACACGAGAGUGGCCAAACCCGUACUUUCCCAUUCUCGAGAAAGGAACGAUGAUGAAGAGUUAUUCUGCUUCUACGCUAGCCUCUGAACGCCGCAUCUGAUCAACGAGUUCCAACCACUCGCCAACAUCUUGCCAGAACUGUUUUUGCUUCCGUUCCAAACCAUAUUGGCAUCACACUUCCGUGAUUCGUCGACCCUUCAAGAUGAUACACGUG